This is a messenger RNA of Phyllopteryx taeniolatus (common seadragon), 2544 nucleotides long. RefSeq names its product zinc finger protein 135-like. Gene Ontology annotation, cellular component: nucleus. The record is from RefSeq and is a predicted model, not a curated record. The transcript is spliced from 2 exons. NCBI's taxonomy places the organism in Eukaryota, Metazoa, Chordata, Actinopteri, Syngnathiformes, Syngnathidae. The coding region runs from base 380 to 1495 and encodes 371 amino acids.
AUAGUCGUGUAUGUCAAUUCACGCAUUCGUUAAACAAAGUUUGUCCCAGUGGAAUGGCCGUACAUGGUCCGUUGCAGAUCUACCUCCGCACACGUCUUCUGUUUUUCACGAAACUAACACGCUGUUCACUAAAUCUUCCUGAAAUAGUACAUACUGAACGGACUGAAGACUCAACGCAGUACGUCCAUCGCUACUUGACUGGACUAAAACAUCAUUGAUUAAAUCUUCGUCAUUGGUUGCACUCGUCUCGAUGCACGUUGAAGCUACUCGGCCUAGCUUAGCUUAGUUUCGCUUGCUAACAAAGAGACGCGUUUAUGAGCAACACAUCGCCAAGCAGAGAUCAAGUGUGAGCGCAAAGUGUUGUGAUCGUCGCGUGAAAAUGUGUGCAAGAAGUAGAGCAAAGUACGAGGAGGAACUUUGGGGACCAAAAGAGGAGAAAGAGACACAACGCCAACUACUCGACGCUGUUUGCAAGCAGCCAAGCGUUGGGUUACGCACAGCAGACAUCAGGAAAACAUACCUUCGUCCUGAGCGUCUGGAGCCGGAGACCACUCACAUUAAAGAAGAGGAAGAGCCAGAGCAUCUUUACAUUAAAGAGGAGGAGGAAGAACCCCCUCAGAUUAAACCGGAGGAGUCCGAGCAUCCUCACAUCAAAGCGGAAGUGGAGGACAAAGAGGUCCCCUAUAUCAAAGAGGAAGAGGAGGAGGAUGAUAUCACCAAGUUGCCAUUGACUGGGGACACCCCUUUAAACAGUAAAAAUGAAGGUCAAAGGGAGGAGAGCAUAGGAGUGAAGCCUCCAAGCAGUAGCAGCUCAGGUCAACACAUGACAACAGAAAGUGAUGGGGGAGACCACUGUGGAGGAUCACAAGCCGACGGCCUCAUAGCGCCACUGUCGGAUAGUGACGACAUGACGUCACACUCUCCUCACACUGAUGAUGAUGAUGAAGAGCAGUGUGGCGGUCAUAAGGCCGAUCACACUGACAAGAAACGCUGGCAAUGUUCUCAGUGUGGGAAAACCUUUGCUUCUAAGUGGGAUUUGAAACGACACAAGAGAAUACACACUGGAGAGAAACCUUUUGCCUGCUCUGUUUGUAGUCAAAGAUUCACUCAGAAGGUACACUUACAAAUACACACAAGGACACACACUGGUGAGAAACCUUUUUCUUGCUCGGUUUGUGGUCAAAGAGUCUCUGUUAAGGGAAGCUUAAGAAAACACAUAAGAAUCCACACCGGAGAGAAACCUUUUGCCUGCUCUGUUUGUGGUCAAAGAUUCUCUGAUAAGGGAAACUUAACAAAACACACAAAAAAGCACACCGGAGAGAAACCUUUUGCCUGCUCUGAUUGUGGUCAAAGAUUCUCUCGAAAGGGACAAUUGACAAGACACACAAGAACACACACUGGUGAGAAACAUUUUGCCUUUGCAGAUUGUGGUCGAAGAUUCUCUUGUAAGUAUCUGGCUAAGGCACAAUGUGCCGGUGAGAAAGAACAGCAGUGAUCAAGAAACUUUAAGUGAAAAUGUAGAUGUUUAAUUUCCCCCCAAAAUUAUGAUGGAUAGGAAACAACCACUGUGGGACUCCACGAAGCAUGCUCUAACACCGCGAGAGACAGCGAGAUUUCCCAGAAGAAACUUGGCGGCAAUGCUGCAAAAACUAGAUUAGCAACCUCGAGACUUAAUUUCCUCCACAUCCACUUUUGUUUCCUCUUUUUGUGUGGCUGAUUACUGUUGAUUGCUUUCUUCCAAUCCCUGCUGAUGCCAAGAUAUUGUGGAGCCACUCGAAGAACUCAUCAAUGGAUCUUUUGAACCCACUGAAAAGAGGGAAGGCUAUAAUUCAACCACUAGUACAGAUCUAUUACCCACCUCACCCGACGACCAUAUUAAAAGUCCUCUCCUCUAUUGACAAGAAGCUAUCACUUCUUGAUUUAUUACACCAGGAGAUUAAUGAGGUAAAAACCAGGUUGGAGUUCACGCACCAGCAAGUCAAAGAGCUAAAAGAAGACAAUGCCGAACAUCAGUCAGCCAUGAAAGCAAUGACAACUGAGGUUGAAGUUCACAAGAAAGAAAACAAAACAAAAUCAAAGAAGAUUGCUAGACUAACAGUCAAGAAGCGUGCAGGAUAACCUCGUUUUUUUCCAGCAUUUCUGAGUGUACACCUGAUAAUCCAGAUGCUCAAGUAAAAAACUUAAUGUUGACGUCACUGAAAGUCCCAAAGUAGACACUUGCCAACAUUACCUUCACACCGAAUCCACAGACCAGGAGGACCGGGAGCAGGGAGUCAACCCCAUCCAAUCAUCGCAAAAUUCGAACAUUUCCAGCAGAAAGUCUUCGUAAAGUCAAAAGGACGGGAUCUGAAAAGUACACCGUUCUGGAUGAAUGACCAUUUCCAACGCGAAAUUAACGAGCAACGCAAAGUUCUGUACCCUCUAAUGAAGAACCACCGGCAACAAGGAAAAUGCGCCUCACUGGUUGUGGACAAACUAUAUGUAGACAUCAACUGUUUCUGCGAUUCCAAAGUCACCCCUUGGCUCUUCUAAUAAAUGAGUAUU